GGAUCGCCAGCCCCGUCCCGUCCUCAAGAUUGCGACCGCAUCCCUCUCUCAACCCCCAUUUCGUACGCAGAAAAUCGGUCACUACGCUCGACACUACGUUUCCAAUUCGAGUUUGAGAAGCAAUGGCGCUUCUUACCGUACGAGCGCUCGUCAACUACGAGGAGCAGGAAGCCGCCUUCGCCGAUUUCCUCCAGAACUUCAAGUCUUCCUCGACAGAAGCCGCCGAGCAGCUAGAAGGCCUCCGCAUCAACGGCGACGCCGACAGCGAGGAGUAUGACAUGGUCGAUGAUUCCGACGAUCCGGCGCCAGAUGGAUCACAGAGGCGCAACCGACCGUCUAAGGUCAAAUAUAUGCAGAUGCUGCAGGAAGUCGCAGAUCGCAUACGGACAGAGGUCCCAAUAGACCUGAACGACCUAGAUGCGUGGGAGAAAGCUACCUUGGACGACGAACAUCAGUAUAAGCUGAUCGAGUCCAUCGAGCGGAACGCUUACCACUACAUUGAGAUUUUCUCCCGAGCAGUGGACAAGGUCAUGCCGCAACCAUCGAGGGAACCAAACUUCAAAGACGAUGUCCUAGAUAUUAUCAUGACCCAGCGUUCGAAGCGCAAUGAGCGGAUGCAGGAGUUGCAAGGAGGCGAAGAGGGCGUCCAGCCUCCGCCAGAAAUGAUAUUCCCACCGGCCUUAACCCGACGAUACACUUUGAACUUCAAGCCUAGAAUACCGUCAGGCGCCAGUAGCCAGCGCAACAUGAAGGCCCUAGCCGUGCGGAACGUCCGAGGAGAGCACCUUGGCCAUCUCAUCACCGUUCGAGGUAUCGCAACGAGAGUAUCAGACGUCAAGCCUGCAGUGCAGGUCAACGCUUACUCUUGUGAUCGCUGCGGAUGUGAGAUCUUCCAGCCGGUUACCACCAAGCAGUUCACUCCCCUGGUUGAGUGUCCUUCGUCAGACUGCAAAAAGAACAACACCAAAGGCCAGCUGUUCUUGUCCACACGCGCUUCAAAGUUCCUGCCUUUUCAGGAAGUCAAGAUUCAGGAGAUGGCUGAUCAGGUACCUGUUGGCCAUAUUCCUCGGCAAUUGACUAUCCACUGCCACGGCCCUCUCGUGCGGCAAAUCAACCCUGGAGAUGUCAUCGAUGUCGCCGGAAUAUUCCUUCCUACCCCGUACACUGGCUUCAAAGCGAUCCGGGCUGGUCUGCUCACCGACACAUACCUGGAAGCCCAACAUGUCAUGCAACACAAGAAGGCGUACGACGACAUUGUCCUUGCACAGCCUACGCUCCGAAGAAUGAAUGAGCUUGAAAGGAGCGGUCAGCUGUAUGACUACCUGUCACGGUCCAUCGCCCCCGAGAUUUUCGGCCACGUCGAUGUUAAGAAGGCGCUUCUCCUGCAACUUAUUGGUGGUGUUACCAAGGAAGUUGGCGACGGUAUGCGAAUCCGUGGUGACAUCAACAUCUGUUUGAUGGGUGAUCCUGGUGUUGCCAAAUCCCAGCUCCUGAAGUACAUCACGAAGAUCGCCCCUCGCGGAGUGUACACCACGGGUCGUGGAAGUAGCGGCGUUGGUCUGACCGCAGCCGUUAUGCGUGACCCCGUUACAGACGAAAUGGUUCUUGAAGGUGGUGCGCUUGUGUUGGCUGACAAUGGCAUGUGCUGCAUCGAUGAAUUCGACAAGAUGGACGAUGGCGACCGAACCGCUAUCCACGAAGUCAUGGAGCAGCAGACUAUCUCGAUCAGCAAGGCCGGGAUUACCACGACUUUGAACGCGCGCACCUCGAUUCUCGCCGCCGCUAAUCCUUUGUACGGCCGCUACAACCCUCGCAUCUCCCCCGUCGAAAACAUCAACCUUCCGGCUGCGCUACUAUCCCGUUUUGAUGUUCUUUUCCUCAUUCUCGAUACCCCUUCCCGCGAUUCAGACGAGGAGCUGGCUCGUCACGUCACUCACGUCCACAUGCAUAACACUCACCCUGAGGCACCAGGAGGCGUUGUUUUCAGCCCACCCGAAGUACGACAAUGGGUUGCUCGCGCUCGCUCUUUCCGGCCAACCGUACCCCAGGAGGUUUCGGACUAUAUGGUCGGCGCAUACGUCCGAAUGCGGCAGCAGCAGAAACGGGACGAGGGCUCCAAGAAGGCAUUCACCCACACCUCCCCGCGUACGCUGCUUGGUGUCCUCCGUCUUUCACAGGCGUUGGCACGUCUGCGAUUCGCUCAUGAAGUUAUUACCGAGGAUGUGGAUGAGGCAUUGAGGCUCGUCGAAGUCAGCAAGGCUAGCUUGUAUGCCGACGAGAACCGUAGGGAUGACCAUACCCCGAGCAGCAAGAUCUACCACCUUAUCAAGACCAUGGAAGCCAGCGGUGCGGCUGCUGUCGGCGAUGGAACGCGGGGUGAGCUGGACCUUCGUAGGGUCAGGGAGAGGGUGUUGGCCAAGGGCUUCACGGCGGAUCAGUUCGAGCAGGCGAUUGAUGAGUACGCCAUGUUGGACGUCUGGCAAACCACAGGUGAAGGGACAAGACUUGUCUUUAUUGAGGCUGGUAAUGAGGACCAGGAUAUGGACGACGAGGACUUCUAAGGCACGAGCCUGUAAUGACGGGAGUGAGGAGUUAUGGUGGCUCAUGACAUGGCGCGUUCUGGCGUUGAGUUUCGUCCGGGUUGGAUACACGUCUUGAUCCUGGAUAGAGUCGAGCUGCGUUUUGGUUCACACAGCACUUGGAAUGAUGAAUCGAAACCCGCACACUUCUU
Trematosphaeria pertusa is the source of this 2731-nucleotide messenger RNA. RefSeq names its product MCM-domain-containing protein. NCBI's taxonomy places the organism in Eukaryota, Fungi, Ascomycota, Dothideomycetes, Pleosporales, Trematosphaeriaceae. The transcript is spliced from 5 exons. The record is from RefSeq and is a predicted model, not a curated record. Gene Ontology annotation, molecular function: ATP hydrolysis activity; ATP binding; single-stranded DNA binding. Gene Ontology annotation, biological process: double-strand break repair via break-induced replication; DNA replication initiation; DNA strand elongation involved in DNA replication. The coding region runs from base 123 to 2561 and encodes 812 amino acids. Gene Ontology annotation, cellular component: nucleus; MCM complex.